AUGUCGCUGUCGUCGGGCGGCUGGUACAAGCUCGACUCGGACUGGCGCGUCGUUGCCGACGAACCGAAGCAAAAAGGGCUGGACGACGGCAAGCCCGGCUGCAUCUCGCGCCGGGACGGCGACCGGCGGGCGGUCAAGCACGACCUCGAGGGCGGCCACCUAAUCGCGCGGCUCGUUUUCUUUUAUCUGAGCGUUGGGGGGGGGGGCAUGGUCAUGCUGACGAUUUUGGGCUCACUUGCCGCUGCUCUGCCAACGCUCCCCGCGCAUUCCGGCUCGCGGCAAUUGCUGGACAGCCAAGCUCGAGUCGGCCUCAAGUGCUCCAGCCAGGCAGACUGGCGUUGUGUGCAGCGGCAUUGCCGGCGAAAUGAGACACUCGCUGGCGCCUACCGCGAGCACGACGCCAGCGCCGUCGACACGUGUGCCAUGCUUUGCGCAGACAGUGUUGCGUUUACGCUACGCCUGCCAAUGGGCUGCUUCUGUUGGGCAUCCUGCACCACUUUCGAGCCGCCACAUAAGUGGCAUGGGCGCGCCGUCACCUACUUGCAGCAGGUCAACCAGUCCGUGCGCCGGCAUCCGCCGCGAGUUGAUUGGAAUUUGCUGCUGAAGCAGCUGAAGCUGCCCUCGUCGUCUGGAUCUGCCCGCGUCGCCAUCUGCAUGUCGGGUGAGUUGCGGAGCUUUCAGCGAUUGGCGUCCAACUUUGUCGCCUCAAUUCAACGCCCGAACGAUGCGGACGUCUUCUCGUAUCUGCAUGUUGCCAAAGCCGACGAGGCCACAGUCGAAUGGAUGCGGGCUCAGCCGUGGUCAAAGGCGCUGGUCGCCAUACCAUUCACUAGACAAAUUCGCGACUUCCUAAUUUCCGAAUUCCCGGAGUAUUCGCGAAUGCAGGCACAUGACACCUACGAGCGCGCUGUUAUUCACAAGUCGUCAGUCAACCGCAUCGCCAUGUGGCGCGGCAUUUACAUUUCGAACCGCAUGCGAUCCGAAUACGAGUACACGCACAAUGUGCGCUACACGCACGUCGUUCGUAUGCGCCCCGACACCGCAUUUGGCGUACCCUUCGUUGAUCUGCGCACCAUUGAUUUGAACAAAACGUUCUACUUCGAAUCGGAUGGCUUCGCAGUCGGCGAGCCAAGGCAGUACGACAUUUUCGCGGACGUCUAUCCCCACUUUGCAAGGCUCUUCCGAGAGCGGCCGUCUCGGCUCGGAGGAAACUACGUGUCGGAAUCGCUGGCCUACGAGCAUUUUCGCCAGUUCGAUGGAGCCUUCCCGUACGAUGGCAACGUCGUGCGUGGCAAACAUCUCAACGUCUGGUUUUUCAACCACCGCGUCCGGUCUCAUCUCAACGAUCAAGCUCGAGCACUGCAGAUACCAUCGGGCAACACCUUGGCGGUGCACUGUGGCGGAAAGAAGGCGGAGUGCAUCGAGAUGAUGCGUAGAUUGGUGUAG
Emiliania huxleyi CCMP1516 is the source of this 1446-nucleotide messenger RNA. RefSeq lists its product as hypothetical. The coding region runs from base 1 to 1446 and encodes 481 amino acids. Lineage: Eukaryota; Haptophyta; Isochrysidales; Noelaerhabdaceae. The record is from RefSeq and is a predicted model, not a curated record. The transcript is spliced from 5 exons.